AUGUAUCCCUCUCUCCGCCGCCCAAUCACCUCCUCCUCUUCUCGUUGCGCCGCCGCAACCCGUCCAUACGCGCGCAACCGCCCCUCCAUCGCCGACUACGAUCCCCAAAAAGUCUGGCCGCCACGCCUGCGGUCCGCCCAAGAAACACACUACCGCUCGCCGCCGUGGACCAAGCAGAAGCUUCCACGCGACCUCAUCGAGAAGAUUGACGAGCAGCGCCGCAAGAUCCAGGGUGGCAUGAAGAAGCGCGUCCCUGGGCUUGAACUCCUCCCCGACAUCGCACCCCAGAACGAGAUCGACAAGGCCAAACGUGCCCUCAACAUGGAUACACAGAACAACAAAGCUGUCUCAAAUAGAGCCCAGCACCUGCAGAGGCAGCGCGAGGAAACGGCAAAGACCUCGAAAGGCGACAACCGGCCUAGACAGCCGCCAAGCGCCGAGUCGGGUGGUGUGCCUGAGCCGACGGACCAGUAUCUCCAGCAGGCAUAUGGCCCGCCCCGUCCUAUCGCUACGCCCAAGAAGAUCCUCGUCAUUAUGGAUCUCAAUGGAACGCUGUUGUACCGCCCAAACAAGAAGCAGCCGUUUACAUUCCAAGAAAGACCGCAUGCGAAACGCUUCCUUCGAUACUGCAUAGACACAUUUGCCGUCGCCAUAUGGUCGUCGGCUCGGCCGAUAAACGUGCACAAGAUGGUUGAGCGUCUGCUUGCGCCAGAUCUGCGCACUCGCUGCGUCGUCAUCUGGGGCCGAGACAAGUUUGGGCUGAGUGCCGAAGACUACGAUGGCAGGACGCAGUGCUACAAGCGCCUGACCAAGAUAUGGGCCAACCCGGCCGUCAUCGAAUCGCACCCUGAGAUAGACUACGGCAUGACAUGGGACCAAACAAACACAAUCCUGGUCGAUGACUCGAAAGAAAAGGCUAGGAGUGAGCCGUUCAAUCUCUUACAGAUUCCCGAGUUCUCAGGCGUCAUGAAUGAGCCAACGGAUGUCCUGCCGCAAGUACACGAUUACCUCAACACGCUAUGUCACCAGUCAGACAUCAGUCGAUACGUUAGAGAGAGCCCGUUUGUGCUAAAUACAAACUACCAAAUAUACCCCCAGCAACAACAAAACUAG
Molecule: messenger RNA, 1113 nt
Organism: [Torrubiella] hemipterigena
Lineage: Eukaryota; Fungi; Ascomycota; Sordariomycetes; Hypocreales; Clavicipitaceae
Source: the annotation of a GenBank genome assembly